AUGGAUUUAACAACUGCCCUAAAUAAUGCCAAUGAUGUGCUUGAGGUGUUCAACAAUAUAAGGAUGGAUUCGGAAAUAGAAUUCGGAAGUAUUUUUGAAGACGCUGUUAAACUGGCAGAAGAUAUUGGAAGUGUAAUAGCAAUGGCAAGAACUAUUUCAUCACAAACCAAAAGAGGCAACGUUCCUGCUUCAAACGCCGAGGAAUACUUCAGGCGAACAGUAUUUUUACCUGUUGUGGAUCGUUUUAUUGCCGAGCUAGAAACAAGAUUUCCCCAAGAUUUUCGCGCCAUAUUACCACAUGAAGGUCUUAUUCCUGCAUACUGUUUAAAAUAUAGUGGGUAUGAAGUGAUCCAGGCAUCCGAGAAAUAUGAACAGUUUUUGGAGAGUUCUUCACAUUUAAUGAAAGGAGAGUUGAAACUAUGGAAGAAAAAGUGGGUUGAUGAAAGUCAAAGACCUGAAACAGUGCUGACACCCGCGUUCUUCAAGGACGACGGCGUACGGCUUUCUGCUACCUCUGCGUGGCUUCUGGCGAUUCCGGCUACAUCAAGAGGGCAGGGACGGCGACUGGUGGCCAAGAAUGGGCAGCGGGCAGCUCCAGGUGUCGACCACCGACUCCACAUACUGGGAAGCGACGGCUCCAACUGUGCGUCGUUGGCGUCGCUGCUCUAUGCGUCGUACGGGUCGUUCAUGGGAUGGCCCGCGCCGACUCUGCUCAUCCUGGAGGCGGAGGACUCGCCGGUUCCCCUGACCGCUGACGAGGGCUCGUGGCUGGCGUCCAUCAACUCGCUCACCAUGCUGGUCGCCAUAUUCGCCGCCGGGUUCGCCGUGGACCGCGUGGGCCGGAAGAAGCUGCUGCUGGCCGGCGCCGUGCCCCUCCUCAUCUGGUGGCUGAUGGUCGCCUUCGCAGAGUCCUACGGCAUGCUGCUAGCCGCGAGGUCAAUCGGCAGCCUCAGUGGAGGACUUACCAGCACCACGGCGACCAUCUACCUGUCCGAAAUCGCCGACGCCGACAUACGGGGUGCAGUCAUAACUAUUCACAUGGUGCUGAUGAACGGUGGCACUUUGCUCAUCUAUUGUCUCGCUCCUUACUUGACUAUUACAAAUACCGCUGCUAUUUGUGCAGUCUUGCCCAUUAUUUUCUUCAUCUCCUUCGUAUGGAUGCCCGAAUCACCGUACUUCCUUUUAAUACGAGGCAGGGAACAAGACGCUAUCAACACACUUUUGAAGAUAAAGGGAGAUCUCAGACCCGAAGAGCUAAAGGCAGAACUGGACAUGAUGCACGACAGCAUACGGCGGAAGCAAGAGACGAAAGGAAAACUCAAAGACCUGUUCACUGUACCAGUGCAUCGUCGGACACUGCUCAUAACAGUAGGGUUCAUUAUACUGCAAAUGUCCACCGGGGCUAUAGCACUGAUGACUUACACGAACUCCAUACUCGAAAUGAGCGGCAGUGAACUCGAUCCGAACUUGUCUUCUAUAAUGCAGGUCGCUGUCCAGCUCUUGUCGAGUGUCGGUGCGUCGCUAGUGAUUGACCGGUUCGGUCGGAAGACGCUCGCCAUGGUCUCUUUUGUAAUCUGUGGUGUGUGCGUCGCUGUUGAAGGCGCCUACUUCUACAUCAACGACGUCCAAGGAGACAUCCCUUCCGCCUUCGCCUGGGUGCCACUCGCUGCCUUGAUUGGCUUCCAUGUCUCCUUCACGUUCGGCGCAGGUUCAGUCCUCUACCCGAUAAUAGGCGAGAUAUACCACGUCUCUGUGAAGGGCGCCGCCACGUCCAUCAACACGACAGUGAUAGCGCUGUACGGUUUCUUCCUGAAGAAGAUGUUCCAGGUGGUGUCGGACAGCGUGGGCGCCUACUGGUCCUUCUGGGCCUUCUCCGUGCUGUGUGUGUGCGGCGCUGUGUACACCUACUUCCUGCUGCCCGAGACCAAGGGCAAGACGUUCGCGCAGAUCAACCAGGAAAUGGACGCUCGAUUCGGCGGAAGUAGUCGACAACUUACUGCUGAUCUCGGAAAUGUGGAAUCAAAGUGA
Messenger RNA from Schistocerca cancellata (South American locust), 2028 nucleotides. RefSeq names its product facilitated trehalose transporter Tret1-like. Gene Ontology annotation, molecular function: transmembrane transporter activity. NCBI's taxonomy places the organism in Eukaryota, Metazoa, Arthropoda, Insecta, Orthoptera, Acrididae. Bases 1 to 2028 code for a protein of 675 amino acids. The record is from RefSeq and is a predicted model, not a curated record. The transcript is spliced from 4 exons. Gene Ontology annotation, biological process: transmembrane transport. Gene Ontology annotation, cellular component: membrane.